UUAGAAAAAGAUUAAGAAAUAAGCAAAGAAAUUUACCAAAAACAAAUUACAAUUGCUUUUGUUUAUAUAAAAGAUAAGCGCUAUUUAAUUUUUGCAUUUUUUUAUAAAAUAACUAUCAAAAAACAUAGAAUUAUUAGAAACAAAACAAAAUUCAAAAUUGUAAAAUAAAUGCCCCAGAUUGCUAAGUAUAGAUUAAUAAAUACCCAAAGCUCUCAAUAGUAACAUGAAAUUAGCCCAUCUAAGGUAAAAAUAAUUCAAAAGACUAAGAAGAAAUAUGAAAAAAUAUGCUCUUACAAAGUUAUAUAGCUAUAAAAAUGUGACAAAAAUAUGAAUGAUCAAAACUAUUAAUAAUAUAUAAAUAAAUUUGUUAAAAAAAAAGAUAUAAAAUAGGUUUCAACCCCACAUUCACAUUUAGAACUAAAAUAAGCCUUUAAUAAUGAAGAUGUGAAGAAAGAAGUGAUAGAUUUCUUAUAAAAAUCUAAAAAUAACUUCUAUAAAAAUAUUCUCUACGCUUUUUCAAAUCACAUACUUUACUAAACCACAGAAACUCAAAGACAGAAUUAUGAGUAACUAACUUAAGAUAGCUGGUCAUUUAACCACAUAAAACUUAGAGUUUAAUAAAACCUUUAAAAUUGUAGUAGAUUUAGUUUAAAAGUUAGGAAUUUGUUAUAAAAUUCUAACUUAUCUAAGGUUUUUAUAUAAUUUUUAAAGAAUAGUGAUUCAAUAUGGCUCGACUAAUCUAAAAUAAAAAAUAAAGACUCGUAUAAAAAGUAAAUUAAAAUGAUUUUAGACGCCUACAAUCAGAAUGUCCUUAUUUAAAAUAUUUCUUUUUACAAAAAAUAAAAAAAGAUAAUAAAUGAAUCAUAUUAAAAAGAAUGA
This is a messenger RNA of Tetrahymena thermophila SB210, 879 nucleotides long. RefSeq lists its product as hypothetical. The transcript has 2 exons. The record is from RefSeq and is a predicted model, not a curated record. NCBI's taxonomy places the organism in Eukaryota, Ciliophora, Oligohymenophorea, Hymenostomatida, Tetrahymenidae.